Owenia fusiformis is the source of this 805-nucleotide messenger RNA. The record is from the annotation of a GenBank genome assembly. Lineage: Eukaryota; Metazoa; Annelida; Polychaeta; Sabellida; Oweniidae.
ACGCAGACAUUCUUUAUCAUUCAUCAACUCAAGUACUGAUCAAUAUCCCUAGCAAGUUACAUUAUCAGGCUGCAUUAUUGUGUUCUGGGUGUCUCCAUGGCUCUGAUACAGGUAAAGUUAUGGGGGUCUUAAACUGGUGCACACUAUCCCAAAGGAGGGAACAACACAUUCUUAACUUCAUGUACAAAGUAAUCAGAAACCAGGUACCCUCCUAUGUAUCUUCAAUAUUUGAAGAAUUCAAAAAUCCAGCUACCAGAAGAACAAGCAAUACAGAGGUAUACCAAAUUCCUAUAAGGUCAACUGCCCAAUUUAUUAAAUCCCCUAUUCCUAAUGCAAUAUCACUGUGGAACAAAUUACCAAAACCUCUUUUAGAAUAUGCCUUAAAAUUUUCCCUACCAGCGUUCAAAAAAGAAAGUAAUAAACACUAUCUGCCCAAGAGAAUAAUCAGUUCAACGUCCCUGAUUAAUUUAACAAGGUCUCAAGAAAUCACUCUCAACAGAGCUCGUGUUGACUUAUUUUUGAAAGCAAGACUUUUUGCACACCAAUUUACUUUUAUAGACUCGGCUCAUUGUUCUUGCGGCAAACCUGAAACACUAAAACAUUUAUUUUUCAAGUGUCCUCUAUGCCAAAUUAAUAGGCAUGCCCUGAUGGAAGAGGUCAACAAUAAUUUUUAUAAUAAGAUCAGUCAACUAACAAACAUGGAUGAUAAACUUAAUUUUCUCUUAUAUGGUGACGAGACAUUAUCCUUAGCAGAACUAAGUAAACUUUUUAUCAUCGUCAGCAAUUUUCUCCAUGACAAUAAGAC